Messenger RNA from Candidula unifasciata, 3250 nucleotides. NCBI's taxonomy places the organism in Eukaryota, Metazoa, Mollusca, Gastropoda, Stylommatophora, Geomitridae. The record is from the annotation of a GenBank genome assembly.
UUGCAAGUUUACGGGUCACCAGACAUACACUUGUAGUUGCCUUAGUGAGUCUUACUACGGCUUCAACUGCCAGUAUUUCAACCAAUGCUUAGACCAGCCGUGCCAGAAUUCUGGUACCUGCUUGGCACUCGACGACGGAAGUUACCGGUGUGACUGUCCCUCGGGAUUCACAGGUGACAAAUGCCAGCAUGUAUCAGGUGACCAGUACAAAUGUGAAUGCCUUGUAGGUUACUACGGUGACAGGUGUGAAAAUAUGAAUGCUUGUCUUCUAGAGAAUGAGCCAUGCAGUUAUCAAGGCACUUGCAUACCGGUUGGAGACAGUUUUACCUGCGCGGUGAGUUUUACAUCAGUAUGCCCUCCCGUAGCAACCGGCGACAGGUGUAAGUACCUCGACCCUUGCUACUUGCAGCCCUGCCUCAGCAGUGGCAACUGUACCAACGGUCCUAUUCCAGGCACGUAUGUGUGUCAGUGCUUGCCAGGUUUCCAUGGCAACGAAUGUCAACAUAAGAACCACUGUUUUGGAGUGAACUGCAACAACGGACAGUGUAAGCUAGACUCUGCACAAAAUAUACGAUGUGAGUGUCGUAAUGGCUUCUACGGACAGAACUGUGACAGAUUCGACGUGUGCCUUACUUCUCCGUGCAAAAACCAAGGGACGUGUACUAGCACAGGCCCUACAGUAGACAAGAGAAACAUGUCCCGCUGCAUCUGUCAAGACGGUUACUACAUGGACGAUUGCUCAGCUUUUAAUCCGUGCUCUAGACACGAGUGCCAGAACGGGGCAAGCUGUCAGAAUGUCAGCCAAGAAAACUUUACCUGUCAGUGUCAGGAGAACUGGCUUGGAGAACUCUGUCAAGUGGAAAGUCCGUGCGCUCCUAGGAAAGACCCUUGUAGGAAUGGCGGAGACUCUACCACUUACAUGCCUGAUAUAUCUGUUAACCCAGUGAUAAUACUUUCAAACAGAUGUCAAGUUGUGGACUUGCAAGCACCUGGCCCGACAACCCAAGCGUCCAUAGAAACCUACUCAUUACAAUGCGAGUGCAAGAAAGGAUUCACGGGGAAAAACUGCCAGAUCAAUGACCCUUGCAUAUCUUCACCUUGUGUUCAUGGUGACUGUCAAGUUGAUGGUGAUAGUGGCGACGACGAUGCAGAUGAUCUCUCAGUACUAGAUAGUGUCCAGUAUGUUUGCUCUUGCUACCAGAACUUUACAGGCAGACAGUGUGAGCUUCCCGUCAACUCUUGCGCUAAUGUUCAGUGUCUAAAUGGAGGACACUGCCGAGAUGGCAUGUGCCUUUGUCCUUCAGGUUUUACAGAUGAGGCCAUGAGAAACCUUCAAAGUUUGCUAGAUGAUACUUCAGAUCCCACUAGGUUGACAGUAGAACAGGUCCUAAAUUUCACAGACCAGCUCGUUGACCUCUACAACCACACGCUUCGCGACCCCAAAUAUGCCUGGACGGCGUUUUGCGUUCUCGGAAACCUGGCCAAAGUAAACGUCUCAGUCUGUGAAGUCGCAGAGAGCACUAACAAAGUAAAUACCAGGUUGCGAGAAUUUCUAGAUAACUACACAUCAGAAGUGAGACUUGAUGACAUUAGUGGGCAGAUUAACAUCACAUCACCAGAGCUGCACGUCAAAGCUGUAGCCGUGCGAAAGUUGCUGGAGGGAGGAAAUGACACGGUGUUAUUUCAGCCAUAUGUCACAGACAACAACACACUUGCAGAGAUCAACCUGGAAAUUAGGAUACCAUCUGAAGUCUUGGCAAACUUGACCAAUGAAUCAACGGACACAAGAAUGCAGUUUGUUGGAUACAAACGGUCCCAGCUGUUCGUCCCAGCUGAGGGUUUUUCUGCGUCUAGUUUCCUACACAGCCAGCCAGUGAUUUCAGCCACGCUCAAAGGCAGGGAGAUCAGGAAUCUGACGCGCCCAGUGGAGAUUCACUUAUUUAACACAACGGUUGGCAGAAACUACACGUGUGUAUUCUGGGAUACUGACGCUUCAAUGUGGUCAAGUGCAGGUCUAACCAUGCGAAACCACGACAGUGAAGGCAUUACAUGCACGUCCAGUCACCUGACCAGUUUCGCUAUUCUGUUGAAUGUCAAUGAAGAACAGACAAUAUCCCAGAAGCAUGAGCUGAUUUUGACCUAUCUAACUUACAUCGGCUGUGCCAUCUCCACCAGCUGUCUCUUGUUUACUAUCAUCACUUAUGCCAUGUUCAAGUGUUUAAACAAUGAAAAAUCUGGUAAAAUCCUGCUCCAGUUAUGUACGGCACUGCUGUUGCUAAAUGUGACCUUUCUUGCUGCAACAGUGGAUGCCUGUUUGACUGUAGGGAUGUUGCUACACUACUUCGUCUUGGCUUCUCUGAUGUGGAUGUUGGCAGAAGCCGUGGAGAUGUACCAGGCCCUGGUGACUGUGUUUAGCAAGUAUGAGAGGCUCUAUCUCGUCAAAAGAUGCCUUUUGGCAUGGGGAAUCCCAGUUAUCAUCGUGGCUAUCACGGCAGGUGUAUCCAGUGGAAGUUAUUAUGAUGAGAAGGAUAAAAGAAAUUUCUGUUUUCUAACAAGCAAGAGCACGGUUGCCUACUACACGUCGCUUGUUGCUCCUUCUUGUGCAAUCCUCCUGGUCAACAUUUUUGUUUUCAUAAUGGUGGCGAGAGUGAUCCUGAAACCCAAUUUCCAGAUCCGAGGAGCCUUCACCGUUAUGUUCUUGUUAGGGAUCACCUGGGUGUUCGGACCCCUAGCCAUCAACGAGGCACAGACUGCGUUCAGCUAUCUCUUCUGCAUCUGUAACUCGCUUCAAGGAUUUCUCAUUUUUGUUUUCCGGUGUCUGUUUAACCCAGAAGCUAAAAUGGCAUGGAUGCAGCUCUUGUAUAUGGGAACCCUAAAGCGGAAACGAGGACCUAUCAAAUCAGUGUACACGGAUUCAACGUCCAAGGGCGACAACCGUCGUGCUAGUUCCAGUAAUACUAGUGGAUUUCUUGGAAGCAGUACUGCAAGAACUACAGUGAGCAAAUCCGGCAAUGGCUUUCAUCCACACCCACACCAACUACACACCACAAAUGGAUGGCAUCCGAACAUCAACGGCCUAAAGCGAGACAAAACACAAAAAGAAGGAACUGAGAGCUUGAGCUCUCGCGAUUUCUCUUCCUUUCCAGAGCAGAAAAGAAAACUAAGUUCAGAAGAAUCGCCACCCGUAAAACGACAUUCUCUAACGAAUGAAUCAACCGAGACUUUACAAGAUGAGCAGACUCACUUUUAA